Mucor velutinosus is the source of this 618-nucleotide messenger RNA. RefSeq lists its product as uncharacterized. Gene Ontology annotation, cellular component: inositol phosphoceramide synthase complex; Golgi membrane. Gene Ontology annotation, biological process: inositol phosphoceramide metabolic process. Lineage: Eukaryota; Fungi; Mucoromycota; Mucoromycetes; Mucorales; Mucoraceae. Gene Ontology annotation, molecular function: inositol phosphoceramide synthase regulator activity. The coding region runs from base 1 to 618 and encodes 205 amino acids. The transcript has 5 exons. The record is from RefSeq and is a predicted model, not a curated record.
AUGGCUGUAUUCUCACAAUCAAGGAACUGCUGCUUUAUGGUUCCGCUGAAGACAGGUGUCUAUUUGAUUACAACGUUCGGCCUACUCAACAAACUAUCAGGAUUCUACGGACUUAUUUCGCUCGACUAUAGCAAUCCAUUUGUAGUUUGUGUCCAUGUGUACUCACUCUUGGCAUUGUUUGUAUUUGGGUUUGGACUCUACAGUAUCAGCAAAGACAAGUACACCUUUAUUCGAUGGUUCACUCUAUUUUACUGGAUUGAUUUCACUAUUAGCACCAUCACAACCAUUGUCUUUAGUGUGCAAUGGUUUGUUUAUACCGAUCAUAGUUUACCAGAUUUAGAGGACAAUCCAGAGGAAAAGCAACAACACGAUGAUUCAUUCAAGGCUGAGAGCAUUGUCAGCAUUGUUAUCUUAUGUCUCGUUCGACUUGUUCAUCUUUAUUUUGCCUAUGUGAUUACAUGCUACUAUGUAUCCAUGGGUAAAACUCAUUAUUCCAAGAUGACAGCUGCGGUUGAUGAAGAGCUGAAUUUUGCUGGUUACGAUGAAAUGAACGAAGAGGACGAUGAUGAUUUGGAUGAUGAUUCAAGACCUUUGUCUGGUAGAACAAGACCACUUUGA